CAUUUUCUCAGCUGUUUCUUUCUUCCUCCUCACCAACGCGUCUCGUCGCUACCACGCUUAUAUCCGACCAAACCAUCAAAGUUAGCUCAGACACGCAGAGCUUGAUCAAUAGAAGCUGUUUUCUACUGAAAGUGUUUGUUUUUCCCACUGACCGUCGCAUUGCACGGUGCGUUCACUUGCAAGGAGUAAGUAAAUGCGACACGGCAUUGUCACUUGCUGCUCAGACAUGAGAACCAUUUGAAGUGACACUCAACGACUCGGUUUGGCAGGAUCCCCACAGCCUGUUUAGAGCUCCAUGCCGCUCUAAGGGGGAUUCACUCAGCCUGCGUACGAGUUCCACCCUUCUGUGUCUCUUCUCUCUUCUCACCAUGGGUGGAGCUGUGAGCGCCGGGGAGGACAACGAUGACCUUAUUGAUAACCUGAAGGAAGCUCAGUACAUCCGCACAGAGAAGGUUGAGCAGGCCUUCCGGGCCAUAGACCGGGGCGACUACUACCUGGACGGCUAUCGGGACAGUGCCUACAAAGACUUGGCGUGGAAACAUGGAAACAUUCACCUGUCCGCCCCAUGUAUAUACUCUGAAGUAAUGGAGGCCCUUAAGCUGCAGCCAGGACUUUCUUUCCUUAACCUUGGCAGUGGAACCGGCUACUUGAGCACGAUGGUUGGGCUCAUCAUAGGGCCUUAUGGUGUGAACCAUGGAGUCGAGCUCCACAAGGACGUGGUUGAGUAUGCCCGACAGAAACUUGAUGAAUUCAUUAAGAAUAGUGACAGUUUUGAUAAGUUUGAAUUCUGUGAACCCGUCUUCGUGGUUGGGAAUUGCCUUGAAAUCUCCACAGACAGCCACCAAUACGAUCGCAUUUAUUGUGGUGCAGGAGUGCAGAAAGACCAUGAAAAUUACAUGAAAGUGUUGCUGAAAAUUGGAGGCAUACUGGUGAUGCCUAUAGAGGAUCAGCUGACCCAGAUAACCAGAACAGGUCAGAGCACAUGGGAGAGCAGAAACAUCUUGGCAGUGUCCUUUGCCCCUUUGGUGCAGCAGAGCCGUGCGGAAGGAGAGAAGCCUGACGCUGUCCAGCUGCCCCCGGUGACCGUCCGCAGUCUUCAGGACCUCUCUCGCGUCUACAUUCGCCGCACUCUCAGAAACCUGUCGAAUCAGGACAAUCAGGGGAAAGGAACGGUGCAGCGGGUUCCACACAAGCGCAAACGGAGGCGCUGCCGACGGCGGCGCAUCAACACCUACGUUUUUGUGGGCAAUCAGCUCAUACCCCAAAUGGUGGAUAGCGAAGUGGAGGAACACGCUGAGGAGGAACAGAAGGAGGUGGCGGCAGAGGAGGAGGAGGAGGAGGAAAGAGACAUUGGCGAAAUUGAAAUCAUCAAGCAAGUGAAUGAGUUGAGAGAACAAAUACUGGCUCUGCCUCUGCCUGAAUCACUGAAGGCAUAUUUGCUGUACUACCGAGAGAAAUGACUGAUUCACUCGAUGUCCACCCUUAACGAGUGCUCUGCCUGCUGAAAUUCGGUUUCGUUUUUGUUUGUUUUUUUUCCACCCCUUUUCAGUUGAAAUGUAGCAUUAUUAUCACUUAAUCUCAAUGGUAACACUGUAUUGGAACGAGAUGUGAUGGAUAAUAUCUGAUAAUAAUGUUUUUGAUUUUCAUGAGUGUUUCUUUUUCUUGAUGUUUUUACUUUAAUCUGUAUAUGAAAAUAUGUAUAAAGAAUCGUUAAUGGACAUUUAGUUUCAGGAAACUGUUUUGAGAUACAGAUUUUAUCAAAUACGAAUGUCUGCAGAUGCGUGCAGAUAAACACUGCAUAAAUAAUAAUCAUUAAAACAACAGUCCUUUAAGUCUUGUUUAAAUAUGAUAAAACACAAAUGAAGACUUUAUUGCACCUUUUUUAGAAGCUUUAACCUGCUGUCACUAUACAGGGAUUUAAUUAUGUUAAAUUAAAAAACGGUGAAUCGUAAAUGAGGCCACAUCUUAUCUAACAGCUAAAGAUUAAGAACUUAAUCCAUAUUCAUAAAAAACAAAAGUGUCGAUGUAUUUUAUACUUUUCUUCUAAAAAAAAAAAAAAAAAAAAAGAUCACUGGAAAGAUGAAAUUGGUUCACCUAUAUUUUCUACAGGGCACAUUUUAAUGUGAAGUUUUUUAAAGCAUGCUAACGUUCUUGCAGCUGCUGCUGCGAGAAGCUGCCAUCGAUUUGAUGCAAUGCAAGCUCUCUACUCUGUUUUCUUUUCUCACAGAUGCAUGUGAAUAAUAUGUCAGGGGUUUAACACGGGGAGCUACAGAUGUUUAUGGGUGGUUUAGUUUCAGGGAGAGGUGAGAACAUUUCUUAAUCUUGAUUACAUCAUGUGUGUCAUGGGUGUUUUCAGGCUCCUUUUUACAUCAUCUGAUUGGUUGCUGGAGGUGAUGUUCUAAGUGAUCAAGUUCAGAAAUGUUUCCUAAAAAAAAAAAAAAAAAAGUAAUUUAAAGGAUGUGUAUCAUAAUUUUUUUUAUGUUUUUUCUUCAGCUGCGUUGAUUAUUCUUGGUUUCAUGACCGAAAUUUAAAAAUAUAUAUAUACAAAAAAAAAAAGAGGCAGCACAGAAUUCCGCCAUGUGUUUGUAACGCUAAGGGCAAAUAAAAAAAGAAAAGUGUAAUUUAAAAACUUAACACGUCUGCCAACAUUUAAUUAAUGGUUAUUUCUGAUCCACCUUUGACCAAAGAUUUUAAAAUUACUUAUUCUAACUUCUUCCCAGACUCGCCUACUUUAUAUUGAUGAGCAGUAAAUGUGCACAUCUCAGCUAACUAGUCCAUGUUUUACUUGAGAUGGCUUAACACACUACAGUAAUGUAGCUGUUGGAUAAAGAUUUAUACAGAGGAUAUCUGUCCUUUCAUGCAAACUCUGGAAAUCCAUCUGCUUUUAGUUUCCCAGUGACAUGCUGUUUACCUUAAAGUGUCAUGCCGAGCUAAUGUGAACGGUGCUGGAUGGGAAGGACCAUAAAAUAGUGAUAUGCAAUCACAUUUCAGCUGCAGUCAAACUGUCCCUGUCCCUCCUUCAUUUUGCUCAGAAACGAUAACAAUUGGAGCUUAUGACUAAAUAUGCUGAAGGUUUGGGGAAAGCAUUUUCUCGAUCUAGCUUGUUAAAGUUUUAUACUCACAAAUGACAGCUGCGAUCUUCUCAGUGGCUGGGUUCAAGUUUAGUUGUUCACGUUUGUGGCAAAAGUCCAUCUUUUUGCUGGGUUACCAAUACGAGGUUUUCUUUCCAAUAAAAAUGUUUUUUUUUUCUAAAAAGAAAACAGUCUUGUUCCGCUGCACAAGUCUGUCAGAUAAUGUACAUUCAGAUAAUGUUUCAUCAUCCACAUACAGUACUAACUUCCGGUCUUAUAGACAUGGCAACAAAAAUAUAAGUUUGAAAAAUAGUGGAAAGGCAGAUUAUGAUUGAGUUUUUCUGUCAAAUUUUUUCUUUUGGCUAUAGAAUAUAUUUGCCCUUUAAAAAUGAAUAUUUAGUUUCAUGGCCUUGGCAGAAGUUGAAUUUUGUACAGCACCCGUGUUUUUUUUAAUGUUCUUAUUCAAAAAUACACGCAAAACCACAAUUUCCAAGAUUUUGAUGCCUUUUGUAUUCUGGACUAUAGUUGUGUCCAACAAAGCACCUUAAUCAGCACUUCUCAAGUAAAGAAAAUAUAUAAAAAGGUACCACUCUUGGCUUUAAUUGUGGACUGAAAUCAUUGUAAUGUAAAUUUGCCUUUAAUUACAAGGCGCUGGCAGAACCUCCCUAAUAGUGGUGGCUUUUAAGUGCCAACAUACCCAACUCCCUACCCCUCUUACCAAUUAUGCUAGGAUUUCUGUGAGCUUCCUUGCAGUCAAUGAUCCAAACAAAGGUGAUUUUGUACAAAAAAGAAAAACAUUCCACUCUGAAAAAAAAAAAA
Messenger RNA from Cyprinodon variegatus (sheepshead minnow), 3890 nucleotides. RefSeq names its product protein-L-isoaspartate (D-aspartate) O-methyltransferase domain containing 1 (gene pcmtd1). Gene Ontology annotation, cellular component: cytoplasm. The record is from RefSeq and is a predicted model, not a curated record. The coding region runs from base 369 to 1460 and encodes 363 amino acids. Gene Ontology annotation, biological process: protein modification process. NCBI's taxonomy places the organism in Eukaryota, Metazoa, Chordata, Actinopteri, Cyprinodontiformes, Cyprinodontidae. Gene Ontology annotation, molecular function: protein-L-isoaspartate (D-aspartate) O-methyltransferase activity. The transcript is spliced from 6 exons.